AUGCUCAAAGUCCAACUUUGUUUGAUUUCUUUUUUUCUCUGCUCAACUACAUUCAUCGCGCUAACAGUUGCAGAUGCAGAAGGAUCCUACCUGUGGGAACGGACACAAACCAACGAAACCAAUAAUUAUGCUCGAAUAAUUGAGCUCCAGCACGCGGGAGAUCUCAGUGGCAGACUACUUGCUACAUGGGAACAUCACUAUACGCAUGGUCCACAGACAAUUACCCCCGAUGGGACCCCUGGCAACUUCAUUAUCCGCAAGAGCGACGACAAAGGUCUCACAUGGGAAACCUUGGCGAAAGUACACGAUACUCGGACGACCAGCGGGUACCCGUUUGCUGUAUUCUACCAACCAUUCCUCUUCGAGUACCCUCAGCAGCUCGGCAAGUACCCACCAGGUACUAUACUAUUAGUCGGAAACUUGCUGCCUGCCAACUGCUCCGAGUUUGCGGGUGAGUUUUUCGCAUGGAGAUCAAAAGAUCAUGGGAAGACCUGGGACUCGGUGGGAGUAUGGCAACGUGCCACGAGAGAUGGGGGCAUCUGGGAACCAUUUCUAUAUCUGGACAAUCGAGGCCGACUUAUAGCAGUGUUCUCGGAUGAACGUAAUCAUGAAAGCCAUAGUCAAAUGCUGGUUCAUGUCGUUUCUGAUGACGGAGGUGAUUCUUGGGGAGAACCCAUUGGAGCUGUCGUUAGCUCUGACCAGCUCGACCGGCCAGGAAUGGCUACCGUGACGAAGAUGGGCAAUGGAGAGUACAUCAUGAGUUAUGAGUUCUGUUUUGACUAUUGUCGGGCGCAUUACAAGACCUCCAAGGAUGGCUUUGAUUGGCAUGCCAGGGAUGUCGGAACCGCAAUCUCUACCGCGGACGGCCUUUAUCCUGCACAAAGUCCGUAUAUAGUUUGGGAUUCAUCAACACAACAAUUGGCGCUCGCCAGUCAAGUGGUACGAUAUUUUUCCGACAACAAUACUGCCGAACAACAAAAUCGGAUCAUAUUCACCAACACAAACCAGGGGAGUGGCUUCUGGUCGUGGUCUCCAUCUCCCUGGACUGUGGGAUUGGGUGCAUCCGGUUGUGCAAAUUACAGUCCCCACCUCAUCCCAAUGGGGAAAGGGAUUGUUCGCUAUACAGCCCCCUCCACCGAGAAUGAGUCUCAGUUCUGCUCUGAACGCACGGGAGCAGCACCCGUCGCUGUUCUGCCUUAUAAAGCUAAUUUUUCCUCCGAAGGCCAGGCAGGUUGGAUUGAUUUCAGCGGGAACUGGACCGUUUUGGACGGCGAGUAUCGGUUCGCACAGGUUGACGGCAAAGAGGCAAUCGCUGUUACAGGUUCCUCCGCGUGGAAUGAUUAUAUAAUUAGCGCUGAUGUCAUGGUCACCGGUUCUGACAGCUCAGUCGGCCUGUAUGCAAGAGUCUCAGCUGCAGCUACGGGUCUCAAUAAGCUCAAGGGAUAUACAGCGACAAUCAACACGACUUCUGGUGAGCUUGGUAUUUGGCAACAUGACGAGAGCCUGAGAGUAUUACAUUCAGAGGUGCACACGGAAGGCAUUAGCAGCAAUCAAUGGUAUCAGCUGUCUCUGAUUGUAAAUUCUACCGAGAUUACCGCAACACUCGGCAAAGCCCAAAGCGAGCCGAAGACCAGCUUCACUGUCACAGCUACCGACUUGGGGGAAGGCAUGGCGGGUUUGUUUGGCAGGAAUGGCGGUGGACGUUUCAAGAAUGUGGAGAUUGCGGCUUAA
Molecule: messenger RNA, 1731 nt
Organism: Penicillium angulare
Lineage: Eukaryota; Fungi; Ascomycota; Eurotiomycetes; Eurotiales; Aspergillaceae
Exons: 1
Coding region: 1-1731 (576 amino acids)
Source: RefSeq, a predicted model, not a curated record